AAUCCCAUUGUGUUGUGCUGGCGGCGCCCGACCAUUGAGGGAGGGGCGGGGGAGCUGGUGGCUGACCUCCUCCUCCUGCCGCUGGGGAGAAACCGAGGCUGAGCCUAGAGAAGUUGGCGUCUGAUUCCCCCAGCAGCAGCAGCAGCCCGGUUGGAGAAGCGGCUGAGCCAGGCAGGAGCCCGCCUCUGCAUUUUGCAAAGCCCAGGGAGCUGGCGGAAGGAAGGGAUCCUUUGCAUUUGGAGGUGUCUUGGAAAUGACCCCCCAGGACCCUACUGGUGCCAUUUUGGGCUCCUGGGGGCUCCUCUUCUUACUUCUUUCCUCUCUGCCCUGCCACCUGUGUCCAGUCCCCUGUGAGUGCUCAGAACCAGCUCGUACUGUGAAGUGUGUUCAGAAGGAGCUGACCGCUGUCCCGACGGGGAUUCCAGGAUAUACCCGCAACCUCUUUAUAACUGGUAACCAGAUCACUUGGAUUGGUAGGCAGGACUUCCAAGGGCUGCCCAAUCUGGUUACCCUCUCGCUGGCAAACAACAGGAUCAGUACAGUGGAGUCUUGGGCAUUCUCCACUCUCCAGAGCCUGCGUUACCUGGAUCUGAGUAACAACCUCCUGUUUACCAUUCGCCCCGAAGCUUUCAAUGUCACAGCCAACUCUAUUCAGGAGCUAAAUCUUAGCCAUUCUCUGUAUAAUUCUUCUGCUCUCCUCUCCUUAGAGGCAACCCUUGUUCAAGGGGGCUUCCGGAACCUCUCUAGACUCGAGCUGACCAGCAAUGAAAUUGUCUAUUUGCCACCAGGCAUGUUCUCGGGCCUCCCCAAACUCAAACACUUGGACCUGCGGAACAACUCACUGAUGGACAUUAAGAAUUCCACCUUUUCUGGCCUUAAUCUUAAAUUCCUUGAUCUGACCUUGAAUGCCUUCAGGACUCUGAAGACAGAAGCGCUUUCUGUGCUUGGGAGGCAGCCACACCUCCGUGUCUUCCUCAAGGACAAUCCUUUUAUGUGCAAUUGUGACAUCAAGGAGCUGGUGAGUUGGCUGAACCAAAGCCAGCAGGUGGGGGAUAUGGACAAACUGACCUGUGUCUUCCCUCAGGAGCUGCAGAACAUCUCCCUGGUGGACCAAGUUGGGACCAAGUUUGCGUGCCACUCCAGCCAAUCUGGAGAAAAUGCUCUUCAAACUUCAUAUGCCGCCUUGGGUGUGGCCCUUGGAGUAAUCGGCAUUAUAUUCCUUUUUGUGCUUUAUCUAAACCGUAAAGGCAUGAAGAUGUGGGCAUACAGCAUGCGGGAUACUUGCCAGAACUUGUUGGAAGAGUACCGCUAUCGUUAUGAGAUGGAUUCUGAUCGCCGUAUUGCACAAAUGUUGGCAAUGGACAUAUAACACUUUUCUUGGUGGUCGUUUUGCAUUUCUGGGGCAAUCUUGUUUCUGUCAGGAAAAUGGGCAAAGUCCAUCUCUCCUUACAACACUGACUGCUUUUUCACUGCAAAAUGCUAGGCCUUACAAGGUUCUUGCAGACAAGGUUCUUGAUACAGACCUUAAGAACAUAAGAUGAAUGUAUGAAGCCACCUUGCAUUUAAUUAGAUCAGUACAUCUAACUCAGUGUUGUUUGCUGUGACUGUAACUCCAGGGUCUGGUUAAGAAAGAGCUUGCUUUCUUCAUCUGGUCCUGAGAUCCUUUAACUGGAGAUGCUGAGAACUGAACCUGGGACCUUCUGCACAGUGAACAGACGUUUUACCCCCUGAGCCACAGCCCAUCUCCAAUCUCGUUGUAUAGUCUUCAUACAUAAGCAUUCUGUAGACUUCAGCCUUUUAGAUUUCUCCUGUGCACAGGGUUGAAAUAAGCUGUCACAGUUCUAAAGUGCCAGCACCAGAUUUUUGAACUUUUUGUAGACCACAUGUCGUGGAUUUUUCUCAUCUGACCUUCGAGAUUGGAGAGAGGGCUUUUAAAAAUUGUAUCUGUGGACUUGUGAUCUACCUCGCUCUCUGGACCUGGUUCUUGGAAAAUUCUGGUGCUUAUACCAUAUCAGUGUUAGUCAUAAAAGUGUCAUAGCCAAAGCAACCAGAAGUCUUAUGAUACCUUGAAGGCUAACAGGUUAAUUGUAUGAGUCGGUGUGCAUUUCUUCUUCAGGUGUAUGUGUCAGGCAUGGCCAAAUGACUGAAGUCACUUUUGUAGAAGGGGAUGGAACAUAAUGUACAUCAGUGUGUAGAAGUGGUUAGAGUCCCAGGUUUGAAACCCCACUCUGCUAUGGAAAAUUGCUGUGAUUGUAGCAGCAAAAGGCCAGCUGCUAUCAAAAAUGUAACCAAGCCUUCUUAAAAAGCAAAAUAGAGCUUUUUUAUUGAGAAAAUUAGAACAAUGUCUAAAAUCAAACAGAAUUACUGUUUGGCAAUAAUAGAUACGCAGAAAAUUACAUAGCUAACUCUUUGAAUACUCCCUGAAGUCCUACACAGCAAAAUUAUUCUUGAGGCCUUAGAUUUCCAACCGUACAAGCAAAGUUCUCUCUGGCAGCAACACAGUAGGAAGGUAAAAAGGGAUGAUUAACUGUUACUCUGAAGACUCUUUAUUGAAAAUGCUGUCCAUAAACUGGUGACUCCUUUCAGUCAGUUCUGGGGCUGCAGUGCCCGCACUUAACCUUCCAAACUUGAAGCAAAUUGUCCCUUCCUAACUGGAAUGAACAGUUUAUCCCUCCCAACUGUAAGUUUCUCAGCGGCAUUAAAUAUUUUAAUUAGAACAGGCCUGGGAAUACCUUCUUGAAUAUAAACAAUAACCCAAAAUUAAAAAAAAAUCACUCUGCACCUGGCCGAGCUUGCAGCUAGCUAAAACUAGAAGAUUCUCCCAAGAUGAAUACUUCAUUGACAGGGCCUUUGGCUAGUCGCACACUGUUGGUAGGUUGAUCUGAGGAUAAAAUGGAGGAGAGGAGAAGUUUGAAGCUGUUUGUAUCCCUGUUGGGGAAAAAGGCAGGGUAUAAGUGAAGUGAAUUUAAAAAAAUAAAAUAUACAUGAUAGCAACCAUUCUGGAUCAGACUAGUGGUCCUUUCAGUCCGGCACCCAGUUUAUACAGUUGCUAAUGAGGUGAUCCAUGUUACCCCCUCUCCCACUAUAUAGAUUAAGUGCAGUAAUACCCAUGAAGGUUCUUUUUCUAUUUGAAGAGCCAAUUUUUGUUUCUCACUUCCUCUUGCUCAGCCUAGACUGCAGCCCCCUCCUUUCAUAUCCAAUUAGAUCUCCUUCAGAACUGAUCUAGCUAUUUAGCAAGAUCACUUUGCUCUACAAAUGCAGUCACUCAGAAUUCAAAUAUGGCAAUCCCUUUAUGAGGCAGAAGUUGAUAUUUUAUUCUUGCUGGGGUAUAUUCUAGGCUUCUUUGCAUCUCUUCAUUUCAUCCCUUUUCUUUUGCUCCAGGGCUUUAAGAACAAAAUCAGGCAUUGGGAAUUUUCCUAUAAAAAUUUCCCCAAGUGCUUUUUCAAAACCGGCUUGUUUUAUUUAUGUUAAACACUGGUCUGGGCAGAAGGAAGAAUUUGCUUCGCGAUUGUCACAGUGGCCUGUCGACCAGCACUUCAUGGCUUCAGAAAUUGGUUGUUCCUGAGCUCACUUCUCCAAGGACGAUUUGCUCAGAAGAGACUGCAUAAUUAGUGGAUAAUAUAUAAAUUAAGAUUCCUAAUUAUGUAGACAGCAGCAGUCUUGCAGAAAUUAAUGAUUAGCCUCACAGCCUAGAUGAGGCACAGGCAUUUUCAACUUGAGGACUGUAUCCUCCAUCCGACAGAUGUAGAGGCUGCUAGGAAAGGUCCAAGGAGCAAGGACAAAAUAAAAAUUAGCAUCUGAGAUGUCCUCUUAUUUCCAGUUUCAGAGGUAAUUUGGUGAGUAACUUUCCUGGAGCAAAAUUUCUCAAGAAAUAGUACAUGCCAGGCAGGCCAGGUUUCUAAUCUGGCAUGGAGGCCCAAAAUAUUUGAUGGCCAGGCAGGGCUGCUAAAUUACAAGAGAGCCAGCCACGUCAUUUCUUAUUUGCUGACCUUACCAGAAGAACAGCCUCUUCAGUUACGACAGCGUUGAUAACUCUAGUCUAGUGAAACCUUAAUCCAGCCUGAUUCCAGCCUGUUGUAAAUAAUCAUGGGGGAUCCAUUAAUUCCAGGCUUUGUUUGAUUGGAAGGUUGACACCAGGACAGCGUUCUUGAAAAAGUGGAGGGGUGUGGGAAAGAGCUGCAGUACUGUAACUCAGAUCACCCCCUGAUGGGUUUCAGCGGUUUGUCCUGAAGGGAGCCUGUGAGAUUUUUGCAGAUCAAAGGCUGCCAUAUGGACAGCCAAGACUGCCUCCUCAUACCAAAAGGAUUUGGAGGGGAAUAUCUGUGCAUAAAUGUAUGCAGUUAAGAUAUGCAAAAAUGUAAGAAGUUAAAGUGGGGAUUUUAAAACCUUUUUUCCCCAACAUGCUCAGCUGCAUACUAUUGAGCAAAUUCAGAAGGUUUCCUGGGAGAAAUACUGUGGUGUCUGUCGAUCAAGAUUACAAAAGACAUGCUUGUGGAAAGAGGGAUCUGUCACUUCCUCUGACUGUUAACUAUGGAGACCAUUUUUUUUCAAGCCUAUUUGCAUUAUAGAUCACCAAGAUCUGGAAAGCUAUUUCUAAAUCCUGAAAAUAACAUACGUAUUUUAUGUGGGGAGAAAAUAUCUCCAUCAUAUGGGGAGGGGGGAGGAGAGAAUAUUUCCAUCAUUUAUAGCAACGUAUUGUUGCAUACAGUAAAAGGCUGCUGCAAAGCAUGGUGUUCCUACCACAUUGGGGUGGGAGCUGUAUGAAGGGAACUGACAUGUCUGUAGAAACAACGGAGGUAUGUACAUUACGCAUAUGUCUAGCAUGAAUACACAACAAUGCAAAUUAAUUCCGCAUACGCUAAAAUGCAUAAUAAAGUUAUUUCCAACCCA
Sphaerodactylus townsendi is the source of this 4890-nucleotide messenger RNA. RefSeq names its product trophoblast glycoprotein-like. The transcript has 3 exons. The coding region runs from base 254 to 1369 and encodes 371 amino acids. The record is from RefSeq and is a predicted model, not a curated record. Lineage: Eukaryota; Metazoa; Chordata; Lepidosauria; Squamata; Sphaerodactylidae. Gene Ontology annotation, biological process: negative regulation of canonical Wnt signaling pathway. Gene Ontology annotation, cellular component: plasma membrane. Gene Ontology annotation, molecular function: protein binding.